GUCUCACACGCCGGGGGGUUAAGGACUGAGAAUCAUCAAAGAGCAGAAGAGGACCCCCUGGGCCUGGUGCGGCUUCGGCGCGGAGGCUGAGCCGCUGCAGGGGAUUUGCGCAGCCGUUGGCUUCCUGUGACUUCAGUGUUUCAACUUUUCUGACUCAGAACGACAGAAAAUGAGCAAGUCCAAGGAACCAGUGACAUUUAAGGAUGUUACUAUGGAAUUCACCAAGGACGAGUGGAAAUUGCUGACUCCUGCUCAGAUAACCUUGUACAAGGAAGUGAUGCUGGAAAACUACAACCUGCUGGUCGCAGUGGGCCAUCGUGCGAGUAAAUCAAAUACAGUCUUCAAGUUGAAGCAAGGAAAAGAGCCAUGGAGAUUAGAAAUUGAAUUUCCACGUGAGAGCCGCCCUGAAGACCUAUGGGCUAUUCAUGAACCUGGAACAAGACACCGUAAAAGCCAAACGGGAACUUCAAGGACUGGAGAAGCCACCAAACGUCAGAAAACUCAUGCCAAAGUGGAAGCCUUUGAAUGUAAAGAGUGUGGAAAGUUCUUCGGUCAAAAGUCUUCCCUCACAGUGCAUCAACAAACUCACUCCAAGGACAAAUCCUACGACUGUGAAAAAUGUGGGAAAUCCUUCUCUAAGACUGAAGACCUUACCAAGCAUCAGAAAAGUCACACCAGAGAUAAGACCUAUGAGUGCGAAGAGUGUAAGAAAAUUUUCUACCAUCUGUCUUCUCUCACUAGACAUCAGAAAACCCAUGCCGGGGAGAAACCCUAUGAGUGUAACCGGUGUGAAAAAUCCUUCUAUCAGAAGCCACACCUCGCGGAACAUCAGAAAACACACACAGGGGAGAAACCUUUUGAGUGUACGGAAUGUGGAAAGUUCUUUUAUAUGAAAGCAUACCUCAUGGUUCAUCAGAAAACACACACAGGGGAGAAGCCCUUUGAGUGUAAGGAAUGUGGGAAAACCUAUUCCCAGAAGUCUCACCUCACGGUACACCAGAGAUCGCACACGGGGGAGAAGCCCUAUAAGUGCAAGGAAUGCGGGAAGGUCUUCUCUAGAAAUUCACACCUCAAAAUCCAUCAGAGAAUUCACACAGGAGAGAAACGGUUUCAGUGUAAGGAGUGUGGGAACUGCUUCUACCAGAAAUCCGCCCUAACGGUACAUCAGCGAACUCACACAGGCGAAAAACCCUUCGAAUGUAAUAAGUGUGGCAAAAACUUCUUUUAUAAAUCAGACCUCACCAAACAUCAGAGAAAACACACAGGGGAGAAACCAUAUAAAUGCACGGAAUGUGGCAAAUCUUUCGCUGUGAAUUCAGUCCUCAGAUUACACGAAAGGACGCACACGGGGGAGAAACCCUAUGAAUGCAAGGAGUGUGGGAAGGCCUUUUCUCAGAAGUCACACUUCGUCAUCCAUCAGAGAUCGCACACAGGGGAGAAGCCCUAUAAGUGUAAGGAGUGUGGGAAGGUUUUCUCUAGGAAUUCACACCUCAAAGCACAUCAGAGUGCUCACACAGGACAGAAAUCCCCUAAGUGAAUGUGGCAACUGCUUCUGCCAGAGUUCAGGCCUAAGGGUACAUAGGCAAACUCACACCGGAGGGGAAAAACCCUAUUCAUGCAGAAAAUGUAGGGGAGGCCUUUUCUCAGAAGUUACACCUCAUCAUGCAUCAGGUAGCACACGCAGGGGAAAGCCCUGUGAGCAGAGGGAGUGUGGGAAACCUUUAUCCAGACGUCACAGGUCCCCACCCAUCAGAAGGCAAACAGAGCACAACAGGCGAUUGUGUUGGGUGGAAAAAAACAAAUCUCUGUAACUCCUCUUCACACGAGAGAAACUUGAUGAAUACCAUCACUAUGGAAACCAUUUCAGCCACAAUCUUUACUCAUAGACUAUCAAUAAUUAGAAAGGAAAGUUCUAUGAAUUCAUUAGGGAGAAAUCUUUACCCCUGUGCCACCACUUCACCACAGGGUCAGCAUGAGAUGGCAGAAACCAAAAAACUUACAGAACACGAGGGAUGCUUCUCCUUCAGAAGUUUACAGCAAUGAAAGCUACACAGGUGAGAAAUUCCAUCAUUAGAAUGAUUGUCAAGGAACGUUCUGCUAGGGAAGCCAGUACUAAGCACCCAGAAGCUCACACAAGUUUGAAACACCUCUGGUUUCCUGAGUAUUCAGCAUCCUGCGGACACAGGUAGAACUCACAGGCUUUGAGAACUCAGACGGGGUAACUCAUUCCAUGCAUUUAUAUGUGCAAAGAUGGCAGCAGGAAGCUAAGCCUUUCUCAAGAACUCCUGUGUCAGCAAAUGUCACAUUACCGAUAUUGGUACAACCUUUGUAAGUAUCCUAAACUGAGAUUUGUAAGAAAAGUUUGAAGUUUGUACUGAAGGAACCAGUUAUACUAAAAGUUAUAUAAUGGAGUCUGAAUUUUUUUUUAAGAAAUCUAGAAAAAUAUCUACAUUUAUGAAGCUAUAAAAUAGUGCAGGUCAAUUGAAUAAUUAAGCAAAACCAUUAAACACACCUGAAGUGUCCUCUAGCACUUGUAGGGUGUGUGUGUG
Messenger RNA from Ochotona curzoniae (black-lipped pika), 2549 nucleotides. It is a transcript of the gene ZNF25, whose product is annotated as zinc finger protein 25. The coding region runs from base 170 to 1537 and encodes 455 amino acids. Lineage: Eukaryota; Metazoa; Chordata; Mammalia; Lagomorpha; Ochotonidae. The record is from RefSeq and is a predicted model, not a curated record. The transcript has 6 exons. Gene Ontology annotation, biological process: regulation of DNA-templated transcription.